This is a messenger RNA of Contarinia nasturtii (swede midge), 6047 nucleotides long. RefSeq lists its product as uncharacterized. The transcript is spliced from 12 exons. The record is from RefSeq and is a predicted model, not a curated record. Lineage: Eukaryota; Metazoa; Arthropoda; Insecta; Diptera; Cecidomyiidae. The coding region runs from base 1864 to 5787 and encodes 1307 amino acids.
UCAAAUCAACACUUGAUGACUUGUGCUAUUUCAAAUGGGUAUGAAUCUCACUUGAUACUCAUUAUUCUUCUUGUGCCGUUCGUAAAAGCAACAUCUAACUAAACAGACUAUAAGUUUUAUAUAUUGUGAACAGUUAUAACGAAGUAAUUCAACGCCGAUCUUUUCAUCUCACGUUCAAGCAAAAAUCAUACUAAAAACAUGUCGAAAAUAACGUUGCAAACAUCAGACGGCGAAAUGUUUCAUGUUGACAUUGAAGUCGCCAAAAUGUCGAACACCCUCAAAACCUUGAUGAAUGAUUUCGGUAUCGAGGCUGGAGACGGAAAAAUUGUGCCGGUGCCAAAUGUCAGCCCUGACACUAUGGAUCUUGUUAUUAAGUGGUGCGAAUAUCAUCACAAUCUCGAUCUCACGAAGAAGAAGAAAAUUGAAGACAACGAAAUCGAUGAUGAUGACGAGGACGAGGACGCUUGGAAGUGGAAGAAUGAAGAAAUGAUAGAUAAGCCAACUUUUAUCCCUAAAUGGGAUAGAGAAUUUUUGGAUGUCGAUCAAGGUACUAUAUAUAAACUCAUUUCGGCCGCAAAUUUCUUGGACAUCAAGGAUUUGUUGGAUGUGACAACAACAACUGUUGCAAACUGGAUGAGAGGCAAAACGGCCGAGGAAAUUCGCAUACUAUUCAACAUCACAAACAACAUGCCCGAAGAAGUCGAAGAGAUGCAAUUUUAGAACCAUUAAGCCAAACAACAUACAACAUUUGAUAAUACGAUCUUUGACAUUUUAACUUUUUCGCAAAAAAAAAACACAAAUCAAUUUAAUGUUCACCUUUCUUUGUAAAGUAUCAGUUAUUAUUUGAACAAUUUCAUUCGCCACUAAUAAAAUAACACAAACUAGAGCAACAGUAUGAAUUCAAUUUCGAGUGGUUUCUCUUUCUAUCCAACAAAUAACAUCAUUUGGUGGCAACUGUAACCGAAAAAGACAAUUUGCCUUUCUUUAAAAAGCAAAAGACUCUUUUACUUUAGUCAGCUUUCAAAAUCAUCAAAUUAUAGGCGAAACAUUAUAUACGAGAGUUUUUAACCAGAUUUCAGACUUUUUAUUUCGAAAAAAUGGAAAUCAAAUCAUUUAAUGAUUGAAUUUAGUUCGAGUUUAUAAGAAUUUUUUAUGAAUUAUAAAUCUGUGUAUGAAAUUUCAAUUAUCCAUUUCGUAACGUAUCCGUUCAAACAUAAAUAAAGAAAAAUUCGCGCCAACCAAUUAACCAUAAAAAACUUUUCAUUUCAUAAAAACUGCACAAAGACAUACUCUAUUUGUCAUCGAACGGUACAUUUUUUUUUGGUAAAAUGUAGAAUACAGCGCAAAUUUCAGUCGAAUCAUCAAAAAAAAAAACACCGUUCUGUGUAUUGUGAUGCUCAUUUACACAACAUAGCCGUAGCCGGUGUCUCUAUGUAUUGUCCAUCUCGUUCUCUCCCCUUUCGCCUAUCAUUCGAUCGCCACGUAGGCAAAAUAAGCGUCAAACAUCUUCCAACACCAAUACACAGUCAAAGUAAAGAGAUGCGCAAACACCGACGGCAUCUCAACUCAAUUGUGUGUUCACAGUAGCAUUAGCACAAGUCAAUGUAUCAGUCGCGUUGGAUCUGUCAAACAAUAAAAUUGUGCAUAAAUUCUAACAGUACAAAGCGGUACGAAGUAUACAAUAUUCUAGUGGUUUUUGUCGAAAAAAGUGAUAAAUUCGCGAUUUAUUCGUUAAUUAGAUGAAAAUAUUCUAAAUUUUUUGGUAUUUUUUUUCGAUCGGAUUAAAUUUGCACGAAAUAAUAUAACCUAACUUUUUGUCACCGAACAUUCGACAACCAAGUUGUUUUGCUGUCACACAUCGAAAUGACGGCCAGUGCAAGUGAUGUGAUUAAGACACUGCGCAGUCUGUUGAACUCCACCCAAAAUGGGCUGCUGGCCAAACAACUUAUGCGCGAAUUUCGUGAAAUGGAAGGGUAUCCAGUGCCUUUCCAACAGCUCGGCUACACAUCCUUCACACAUUUUUUGGAAAAAUCGAAUGAAUUUGACUUGACUAACACGGUGGAUGGACCUCAUGUUCGAGCCAAAUUGACAAAGGAAUCGGUACACAUUGCACAAUUGGUGUCGUCGCAAAAUCGCACGAAGAAGAAAAAAACAUCCAGACCAAUGCCAUUUGUACAACGACGCAAUAUCAAUCACACGAAUUACAACUGGCGGAAUACGGCAUAUCCAAAGAUUGAAGCAAAAGCUCAAGUAAAUCCUUUCAUGCAACAAACGAUCUACAUGGAAAAGGCUAUUGAACAAAAAAUUCAAAUUGAAAAGGCUAUUGCCAUCCAGCAAGCCAUCACUGCAAUUCAAAAAGCAUAUCCAUCGACCAAUCCUGUUUCAUCCCACCAACUUAAUGACACACAAAAUUCCAUCGUGCAAGCGUUAGUUGUUGCAAAUGCACAAGUUCAUGUGAAUCGCAUUAUGCAACAGAAACUACAAGUUCAAACGGCUAAUGCGGUUCAAAAUGCCUUCAAUACGGUUCAAAAUGCGUAUCGUACCAGCAAUCCGAUCUCAUCAUACCAAAGUGCACCGAAAUCGUCUCAACCACAUCAGAAUAUGUCGUAUCAGAACGCACAAAAGUCGAAUCCGUCGUAUCAAAACGCGUCGAAGCCGAAUCAGUCCUACGAAAAUGCGACAAAACCUUCCCAAUAUUCGGCAGCAUCCGUGACUUCUGUGCAAACAUCGAUGGCGUCGAUAAAUUUGCCAACGACAACAACCAUGGUUGCUAAACCAUCAUCGCGUCCAACUACAGUCCUAUCAUCAUCUACAUCGAACAUUCCAAACAGUACCGUCUCGGCCAAGUUACCAUCAUCGAGCAAAUAUCCUUCGGUCGUUGAAAUAUCCGACGAAAAUUCCGCUGCUUCGCCAAAACCGAGACAACGGUCAUCAGACGAUGUUCGAUGGGAUCAUGAUCUAUGGGACAAAACACCGAAAGUACCACAACGAAACAACAAUCAGUCACGAAAUUUGACAACGAAUAAUGCAUUGCCAACAUCAAUGCCGCCAUUAAUAAAAUCCAAUCUUAUUCCAACAUCGGUGCUUAGUAAGUCGACUGUCAACAUGGUGCCAAAAGCUGAGCCAAAACCCGAACCAACAGAGGCUCCGGCCACAGUAUCACCGGCUUGGUUGAGUAGCAAGACCGGACCACAAAGAAAACUAUACGAACGAUUGGGACUUCAUUUUCAAGAAGAACGGCCAAGCAUUCAAUCACGGUUAUUUGUGAAACAAGAACCGACCACAGACACAGUCGAUCAUUUGUCAAUGGUUGCAAAUGUUGCAGAGCAAAAACCAAUUCAAUCGAACAGCAAAAUUGAAAAGCCUUUUGUAUUUCCACAGAUGAACAAAUUGAAAAUGAAUGAACCAGAUCCAAGAGAGAUGCUCGAAAAUUACUGCAAGCAACGUGGAUUCGAUGCACCACAGUACUCCAGCAAUAUCACCAAAUCCAUGAAAUUCGAAGGAUUGGUUCGAUUUGGAGGUAUGACCUAUUCGACACAACCCUUUGAUUACAUAACAGAGUCUGAAGCACACAAAGAAGCAGCUGUAUUGGCGCUUGAUAAUGUCAAAGAUUUUCCCGUUUCGGCCGAAUCGGAUGAGAUGAUUGCACAAAAAAUGUUCGAAUUCAUCUCAGAAAAUGGCAUCUUCAUGAAUCAUUUGCCGAACAUUUUCGAGCAAAAGUACGACAAAUCACUGCCUGUUGGAUGGGAGGGCAUCAUUCGAAAUCGUCCUGAAAUGUUUGAAAUUGUCCAUCAGCCGACCAAUAAUGACAUUGUCUAUAAACGAACGCAGACUGAAGCAAAGCAGCCGAGCAACACAAGCACACCAAAACGUAUCCAGAGAGACGAAAGUGAUGUUUUCGAACUGCCACAAAUGACACUACCGUGGGAUGAAGGAAAGUGGAACAUCGACGUUACAUUGGUCAAUUCAACCAUCGAUGUUUGGUGUACGUGGAGCGAUUCAAGCUAUAUGACCGAUUUAAAUGACGCUUUGGAGCCCAUCGAGCUGAGCUUGAUGAAUGGAAACUCACUGACACCAUGCCGAAAGGUAGCAGUAGGUGGCAUUUACUUGACACCGAUAGUUAAAGAGGAUUUAACCAUCCAAGUGUAUCGUGUCAAGGUGAAAACGAUCGAUGACAGUCAGAAAAAAGCACUGUGUUUUUACAUCGAUGAUGGAUUUGAAGAGGAGUUAACAUUUGAUUCGACCGAUGACACCGAACUCAAAUUGUAUCACAUUCCCACCGAUGAAAUUUGCCAAAUUCCAGCGCAGGCCAUAAAUUUCAGUUUGUUCAAUUUAGAAGAUUUCGCAGAUCACCCAUACGCCAACGAAGAGAUGGCCUGUUUGCCGGACAAUCAAUUUUCGGCCAAGCCAAAAACGUCAAAAGAAGACUAUGAAAAAGAUGGCAAAUUGUGCUUUUCACUCUUCGAUAUGACGGCUACAGAUGAUACGCUUAUGAAUCGAAAAAUUUUGCAAAAGAUUUGCGAUCGAUUCCAACGGCCAGAGUUGGACAAGCGUCACAAUUUGGUCUACGUUACACACAUCAACGACACCGGUGAUAUCUAUUGUCAAUUAUACAAUAGCAAAGAUAUGCAAAAUAUCAAGAAGAUAAUAAAACGAUUGACGGUCAAUGGAAUUUCGGAAGACUAUCGUUUAAACGCUACCGAUUUAAACUAUGUCACCUCGAAUGCUCUGCGUUUGGUCUUCGACACAUCGAACAAUCAUUGGUAUCGAGCCGAAAUUUUAUCAUCAUACACAAACGAUGGUAUCAUUGUGAAGUGCAAAUUUGUUGACUAUGGCUACAUCAAGUAUGUACCUUUGGAGCAUGUCUACAAACUCGGCACAGCACUCAACAAAUAUCCACAUCAAACGAUCACAGUUCAAUUGAACGAAUUUCUUCCACGGGAAUUCAAACCAAAUGUCGUCAAACGAUUGCGAGAAGUAUUGUGUGAACAGAAGAGACUUUGCUACGUUCAACCGAUCAAACUGGAUGACAUUCCAAAGGUUAACGUAUGGAAACGUAUUGAAAAUGUUUUGUGCAAAAUCAACGACUCCAUUCGCAUUGAAUUGGAAAUGGAAGAAUCGCCUGACUUUUUAUCGAUACCAGACGUCGACGACUCAUUCGGUCCGGAUGAGAAAGAUUUGAAAAAGAGCACCGAUCUACCGAUUCAUCCAAAACCAGAUUGCCAUGAAAUUCACAAAGUAAAAGUCAUCACAGCAAGCAUGCCAUCGCACUUUUUCAUUCGUCUAUCGUCCAAUUCACCAGAUUAUGAAGCUAUGAUGCAUUCAUUGUGGAAGGAAUUCGACAAUUCGGAACCGAUCCUCACGAAAAAUCAAGUCCAGAUAAAGCAAUUUUAUGCAGGUCGAUUGACAGAUGGAUAUUGGCAUCGAGUCAAGGUCCAAAGCAUCUUGUCGAACAGUGUGAUCGUUUUGAAAUGGGACUCCGGCGACAUUGAUCAAUUGACCAUCGAUGCAUUACGGCCAUUGCCAUCAGCCUAUCGCAAAAUUCCGCAAAUGGGUUUUCCGGCACGAUUGCACGGAAUCAAACCGAUUAAAAAGGUCUGGAACAAAGACAACUGUGACCAUUUCAUCGAAUUGACCGUUGCAAAAGAGUUCAAAGCUGAAAUUAUGGCCGUUAAAACAGAACAAGAUGACGAAUUCACUGCUGAGGUGGUUCUCGUCACACCGCAAAAAAUCAACAUCGGCGAGUACAUGGUUCGAGAACAACGAGCCGUAUACGAUUCACCGUAGAUGUUAAUAUUUUUAGCAAUUAAAUAGACAAAAAUAUUUAACACUACCACGGGAAAAAAACGAUUCAUAAAUUUAAAAUUAUUACAUUUUUGUCGAGCAAAAGAAUAAUUUUAAAAUUGGAAAGUUAAAUAUCGAAUUAAGUGAAAAACAUUGAAAGGAAAAUGCUUUCAAAAAAAACAUUUUUAGAUGAAAAAAAUAACAUUCUUUUGAAAAUCACAUGAAUUAUUUUGAAGAAAAAAUAAGACAACACGUUUAGUAAU